Messenger RNA from Pyrenophora tritici-repentis Pt-1C-BFP, 606 nucleotides. Its product is annotated as NUDIX domain containing protein. Gene Ontology annotation, biological process: ribose phosphate metabolic process; nucleoside phosphate metabolic process. Gene Ontology annotation, cellular component: nucleus. The record is from RefSeq and is a predicted model, not a curated record. Gene Ontology annotation, molecular function: ADP-ribose diphosphatase activity. NCBI's taxonomy places the organism in Eukaryota, Fungi, Ascomycota, Dothideomycetes, Pleosporales, Pleosporaceae.
AUGCCGCAAGAACCAAAAAUUGUCAAGGUUGAAGACCUCCCAGCUACCGAGGCAAAGUGGAUCGAGUUCCAGAAGAUCUCGUGGCAAGAUCAGACGGGCAAGGACCGUGUAUGGGAAGCUGCCGCGCGCAAAACUCGAGGCAAGGCAGGUGUGGACGCGGUAGCUAUCAGCACCAUCAUCCGCCAUCCUUCACGUCCAGCCUCGACUAUCGUCAUACUACAGUAUCGCCCACCGGUGAACGCCGUCUGUGUAGAGCUCCCCGCCGGUCUAGUCGAUGAGAAGGAGUCACCCAGCGAGGCCAGCCUACGAGAGUUGCACGAAGAGACCGGGUACAAGGGCAAGCUAGCCUUCAUUAGCCCGACUAUCGUGUCUGAUCCUGGUAUGAGCACGGCAAACAUGCAGUUGGCGAUGGUGGAGGUGAACCUAAAGGAGGGGGACAAAGAGCCGGAGCAAGCGUUGGAUGAUGGCGAGUUCAUCGAAAAGGUUGUGGUGCCGAUCGAUGAGUUGUAUGAACGCCUUAUCAAGUACGAUCAAGAGGGGAAGAGCGUUGAUGCGAGGCUCUGGCAUUGGGCUGCAGGAUGGCAUGCGGCCAAAACCAUGUUGUAA